CCUGGCCCUGCCUUGCUUAGGCAUUGUUUUGAUCGGAGUUAAUGCAAGAAGACCUGUGAGAUCGACCGCAAAGGCCGGCCGAGCCCCAAGCACCGCACACGGACUCAAUUGCAUUGGACGGAUACCUGAUUCGUGUCGCAUGUUAUUGCCAGUCAGUGAGUGGGUGGAUCGAAGUCAUCACUCAGCAUCGUGAGGUUGAGAACGAAAAUGAGCGCUUCACCCGUGGCCCGCAUCGAACAGCUCGACCAAAUCGAGAAGGACGUGAUUGCCAUUCUGCAGAGCGCCGGACAAGUGCUCCAAGAAAUCUCCAAAGAUCGCCCCAGUCAAAAGCAAUCCGACCAGAUGUGCCAACAGGUCAUGCAGAACAUCAAGAGUGUGGACACCAAGCUGUCUGAGCAGAUCCGAUACCUCACCCAGGUGUCCACAGGUCACCCACAUGAAGGCAGUUCGUAUCCCAGCCAAAAAAUCCUCCAGACGGCCUGGCAUCGACUGGAACACGCUCGAAGUCGCGUCUCGGAACUGGAGCGCAUACGUGGCCAGGCCACCCCCAUCCUGAAUGCUUCCGCCGCGUCCUCGUCCAGCUCGGCCGGGUCAACGGGGCCCACCUCCACGUACAACAACGCGGCCCAAUCUUCCGCCUCCUCGUCUUCAACCUACUCUACCGUUUCAAACUCAGCCCCUAGACCGGCCACUUCGACCUCGUCCUGAUCUAGGUCCGUCAAUGUCCUUGGAAUAAAUCUCCGAAAUGACAUGAUGGCUGGCUGGCUGGCCAGCCCGUGAACGAG
Tigriopus californicus is the source of this 785-nucleotide messenger RNA. Its product is annotated as mediator of RNA polymerase II transcription subunit 11-like. The record is from RefSeq and is a predicted model, not a curated record. Bases 208 to 708 code for a protein of 166 amino acids. Gene Ontology annotation, biological process: regulation of transcription by RNA polymerase II. Gene Ontology annotation, cellular component: mediator complex. Gene Ontology annotation, molecular function: transcription coregulator activity. The transcript is spliced from 2 exons. Lineage: Eukaryota; Metazoa; Arthropoda; Copepoda; Harpacticoida; Harpacticidae.